Molecule: messenger RNA, 1586 nt
Organism: Myodes glareolus (Bank vole)
Lineage: Eukaryota; Metazoa; Chordata; Mammalia; Rodentia; Cricetidae
Source: RefSeq, a predicted model, not a curated record
AUGGCAAAGAAUGCAGCAGCCGUGCACCGUCUUUCCACCAAGGCUCCGUGUUUUCCUGUUCUACUGAUCUGUCUGGUGUACACGCUACCUACCGAUGCUGCUUUGCUUUGCUACAGCUUCACUGUUGGCAAGUCAGGGUCUGGAUUAUGGUGGCACAAAGUUCAAGGCCAAUUGAACGAAGAGACUUUUCUUUCCUAUGACAGUAACAACAACUGCCAUGUCAUUGGUGUUCUGGGGAACAAACUGAAUGCCACAAAGAUCUGUGAAAAGCACAGUGACACUCUGAAAGAUGGAGUUGACCUGCUCAGAGAUGAAGUGAUUCACAUGAAGCAGAAGAAUAAUACAAUCAGAGAGCCCCUCACUCUACAGGCCAGGCUGUGUUGUUGGCAUGAAGUAGAUGGGCAUUUCAAUGAAUUCUGGGACUUUGGCCUCAACGGACACAAAAUGUUGCAUGUUGACACAAGCACUGGAGAGUGGACUGAAGUUGACCCUGGAUCCAGCUGGAUGAAAGAGAUGUGGGAGAAAAACAGGGAUGUAACUGCCUUCUUAAAAAUGACCUCACAGGGGGACUGCAGGGCCUGGCUCCAGGAGGUCAAGUCACACUGGGAAGAAAUGCUGGAGUCUACAGCCUCACCAACUGCUGCCCCAGAUGUGAACCAGGUUUUGUCCCUGGCCAUCAAGCCUAACAUCUCUCUUCCACUGAUAAUUCUUCCCUGUUCUGUUCUUCUCUGGUCUCUGAGAAGAAUUCUUGACAGUGAAGGCUGAAGAUGCUCCAGAGAAGUUGUGAGAGUUCAUCUGGUACCACCACUCUCCCUUCCAUCAGCCUCCACCAGAUGAAUCAGGAUGCUGCAGACACAGCAUUUUAUGGUCUUCACUCUGUGUAGUUGCUUGGGCCCUUUCUUAUCACCUGGUACUGUUUCCCCUCUGCUUCCUUGAGAGAUUUGCCCUUAGCAUGGAUCUGAUUGAACUACAGAUAUAUAGAAAAACAGGGUUAAGUUCCCCAUAUUAGUUAGCAUAAGAAAGAGCAUACGUAGAUCUCCUUAGUGGGAAUGUGAAGUUAUUACUCCUCUGUAUAUAACUUAUCAGUAUAGGGGUCAGUGUGAGACAGAGUAGAAAGACCCCACCAUGCCUAAGGGUAACCAGCUGGAAGUUAAAUUCUGUUAAGGAUAUUAAUUUUGGAAUAGAUAUUUAUUAUAAUCACACUUGCACUAGGCAGUUUUUCUAGCACAAAACAAAGAAUACUGUGUUCAUUUUAUAUGACUCUAUAUGAUAGAAAGGGACUGUUUUGUAACAGAAAAGUUGUUAUUUUGUAAUAUUACCAUUAUAAGUUAGUUUCUGUGAUGUGCACUAGGUCCAGCAAUGGCCACAUGCACACUGAGAACAAAGAACCCAGAAGCUGCUCAGUCCCACAGGUAGGCUGCCCUUGCAGUGACAAUCUGGCAGUGAAAGCCAGAAGGUCCUGGGAGCUGGUGCUGCUGGGUCCACAACCUCCUGUGCAGAUCUGGGUCAGUGCUGCUCUCCACUGUGCUCAGAGAAGCUUCUUCUGCUCAUCCAGACCCAGGAUGGAAGGAGAGUGAAAUCACACU